GGCGCCGGAGUGAAGCAGAAGAAAGAAACAAAAAGAUUAUCUUGAUGAUUUUUUAUCAAAAAUUCCUUGUUUUUGGGGAGUGGGAUGCGUCAGUCCGCGCUCCAUCACAUGGGUGAGGUUUAGAUGGCACUUCCACGCUAAAACGACGUUUUUUUUUUUUUUCCUAACGGUUGCUUUCUUUCUCUCUCUUAUUCUCUCCCUGUUUACUGCUAUUAAUGGAAUGGUGGGAGUGAUGGUGGUUUAGAGGAUUGCAGUUGCUCGUGGUGAUUGGAUCGUUUGGUCGUGGUGGCACCCGUUACGCAGGGAAGGAAGAGAGGAAGGAAAAGUCGAGAAAGCUGAGGAUAGAAGCCGACUCCACCCUGUUGUUUCUUCUCUGUUGUCAGUUUUUUGAGAGGAAAACUCCAUCUUCUUCACCAAAAGAGUCCUUUUCGGCCUUCCUCUUUGUAUUCUCUUCUGUAUAUUAUAGUUGAGAAACAGGGGAAAGGAGUAUCUUGUUCCUCUAUUGCAUAUCCUAUUUUCUGUUGUCUUCUUCCCUUCUCUUGUUUACCUAUAAGGAAAAUCCAUUGUGCUUUUAUCAGAAAUAAGUCGUUUUCUUGGCUUGCUUUUCUGAACAUCUUUUCUACAUGAAGAGCAGAUACAGGGAAAAAGUCGUAGUCUUACCUCUACCAGUUUUGUUAUAUUUUUGUUAACGAUAUAUACCAGUUUCUUCUUCUCUGUUUUCUUCUUACUUUCUGUUGUUGUAGGAGAAAAUCCUCUGUUCUGCGUCAAAACAAAAAGGACUCUUUUUUUUUUACCUUCCUCAUGUUCUCUUCUCUCUUUAGCAUACAAACAGGGUAAAAAACUCGUCUGUCAUCUGCUUCUAUCUUCUUUUUUCGUAUUCAUUUAGCAAUUUUCCUUGUCUAAUAUUUUCUCUGUCUUGUCUUAGUCAGGAACCCUUUUUUUUCUCCACAAAGUGUUUAUUUUACCCCGUCUCCUUUUUUAUUUUUUGUCUUCGUUCUUCUGGUUGAUAAGAUUUGGACCUUAUAAGGACGAAAGGAAGUUCCUUUCUGGAAAAACCUACGUCUCAUUUCUCCAUUCUCUGAAUAAAAGAAGAGAGGGUGUCGCAGCUUCGGGGGAGCUUCGGCGAGCUUUGGAUUCUAUCAUACCUGAGAUGAGUCGGGGUUCAUUUUACAUGGUCAGUAACUAGAUGUGCCCUGUCAAUCAUGGAGACAAAGUGUGUAUAUUUGGUUGAGCCGGAAGUAUUCCAAGAUGAAGAUGCCAUACCUUGUAGUUCAGACAGCAUCAGAAGGUUGGGAGAAGACAAUUGCUUGUAUUUUGCUGUACCGGAACUUAAAUUAGGGAUGUUUGAUAAGGUCGGCAGGAAACUACCUUUGAUCUUGGCUGUUGGGCAAUCAAAAAAUUGUUCAUGUAACCAGAAAUCAUGUCCAUGCGGCGAUGAGCUCAUCUUUGCAAAUUAUAUCAAUUAUGUCCGUCCCAAUAGGAAGUUUGCACAGCAUUGCAUUGGAUCGGCAGAACCUAGUUCUGAUUCUAUUCAAAUCUUCUGGAGAACAGAAUCCCUGUUAAACAUCCCAGUGAAUGCUAGAUAUAUGUUCAAAAGCUUAAAAUUGCGAAGAAGAACAAGGAAUAUUAAUGAUCUGGGUGAUUUCAUUGUUGAAUGCUCUCCAGCAGCUCGUUCAGUGAAUGUAAUUGUGAGUCCUUCAGGGCGAUGGGUUUUUGAUUCUAUAGAGGCAUAUGUCGAGGAAAGGACCCUGAUAAAAAGGUCGCUUUUCUUCGAGCUAGGCAAUCCAGAUGAUACCAUGGCACACAUUAGAUCAAGAUCGACCAGUACCAGACAAAUAGAAUCCUCAGAGUUGACAAGUGCUCCUUCUGGGCUUUUUAACACCUCAUCACAAAAGCCAGUGAUGGCAGUAAUUCCUUUCGGGAAGCGAAAAACCAUGUCUAACUUCUCUGAAGAGUUGAUUCUGUCUUGCUCAACUACAAACUUGCCAUGUUCAUAUCAGUCCUCUUCACCUGCACACCACUUUCCUUCAACAGGGCUUGUUCGCUGUGUGUGGAAGAGUGGGACUCCUCAAUUUGUGUUCUCUCUGAAUGAUGAUCCGAGGGAACUGUAUUUGGCAAAUCCUCUGAAGAUCAAGUCCUCAGUGAACAGGGUCAUGGACUACAUGUACUUGUUUCAUUCUAAAACUGAUGGCCAAAAGGAUCCAAGAAACCAUGUCAAUGGUGCCUCAAAUGUUGUUGGUAAGAUGAAGGUAUCAAGUACUAUAGUUCUGAAAUCAAAUAGAUCUAAAUUCGUGGAAACCGAAUUUGUCUUGUUUGGUGCUAAUAAAGAGAAUUUCAAAGAAAUGCAAAGUUCCUCCUCUCCUCUUAUGAAGAGCAAGGGAUUUUCUAAAAAGGUGGCAGGAAUAUUUAGACCAAGUCAUUCAUCCAAGCAUGUAUCUACUCACAAAGUUGGUGAAGCAAGCUCUCAAUCUGGGGGUUUGGAGGAAGAGUUUAUAGGUAAGGUGAGCAGUAUUGAUGAAUCAUUUGCUUUGAAUCAGCUGGCAGAUGAUUUCCCACCCAAUUUCGAGUUGGCCGCAAUAGUUGUGGAAGACCAUCAGCAUGAUAGCAAUAACCUGGCAGCAAGUGGUGGUUGGGGUCUUAGCUUUCUCAACAGAGCUGGUCAUGUUGAUAAUUGUCGAGAGCCUUCAUCCGCUUCAGAAAACAGAGAAGAAAAUCUUAUGAGAAAUUCAAGGAAAUCUGGCAGGAGCAUGAAUGUUUUAGUUCCAGCUGGUUUCCAUGGUGGUCCAAUUACCAGAACUGGUGGCCCAUCCGGUCUUAUUGAGAGAUGGAGGUCUGGUGGACAUUGUGACUGUGGUGGGUGGGAUGUUGGGUGUCCUCUGACAGUACUGAACAACAACUGUAUUCAUUCAAAAAAUUUGCUGCCGGAGGAAUCACAAGAAGACUGCAACUCAGUUGACUUGUUUAUGGAGGGUGCAAAGCAUGGUGAACCAACGCUCAAGCUGGUGAAUUCGAGUGAAAACCUCUACGUUAUUUACUUCCAGUCAACUCUCUCAGCUCUGCAGUCGUUCUCCAUAGCGGUGGCAAUCAUCCAUAGUCAAACACCAGAUCUCUAUCCAAAGCUGUAGAACCGAGAAUAGGCUGAUGCUUGGAUCAUCUGGUAAACCUUCUUCAGUAGUGUUUGAUCCUGAGUAAGAAUUCUGUGCCUCCUCUGCAGCUCAGCAUCGAAGACACUGACAUAAUGGAUUAGUUCCUGCUAACAAUGGAGCAGCUUUUGUAAACAGGGACUGAAAUACUUUGAGAUUAGAGAGUGAUCUUAUCCCAUUAAUCUAAUCCAAUGU
Molecule: messenger RNA, 3338 nt
Organism: Elaeis guineensis (African oil palm)
Lineage: Eukaryota; Viridiplantae; Streptophyta; Magnoliopsida; Arecales; Arecaceae
Source: RefSeq, a predicted model, not a curated record